Molecule: messenger RNA, 2694 nt
Organism: Aspergillus pseudoviridinutans
Lineage: Eukaryota; Fungi; Ascomycota; Eurotiomycetes; Eurotiales; Aspergillaceae
Product: putative RNAPII degradation factor Def1
Exons: 2
Coding region: 1-2694 (897 amino acids)
Cellular component (GO): cytoplasm; nucleus
Molecular function (GO): ubiquitin binding
Source: RefSeq, a predicted model, not a curated record
AUGUCUGAAGUUCAAACACGGCCUUCUGCCUCUCGAGGCAGAGUAUCCGCUCGUGGUGGUCGAGGUGGCUAUAGCUCCAGAGGUGGUCGCGGAGGCAGCAGAUCGGCCAAGGCAGACACCUCAGACCAGACCACAUUUGAAGAUGAAGGAGAGAUCGGUCAGAUGAAGAAGAAAUACUCGAACGAUCUGCCCACACUGAAGGAAUUGUUCCCUGACUGGACCGAUGAGGAUCUCGUGUUUGCUCUGGAAGAUGCCGACKGCGUGCUCGAGGAUGCUAUUGAGCGCAUUACUGAAGGCAACGUCUCACAGUGGGGUGAGGUGAAAAAGAAGACGACCGACCGCAACCGCUCCAAGGCCAAGGAGGCACAGAGCACCCCGACUGAGGCAACCACAAGUUCCGUUCGCUCAGGCCGUGGACGUGGCGGAUUUGAGGGUCGUGGACGCGCCCGUGGGGAUCGUGGUCGUGGUGGUCGCGGCGGCCGGGCUGGAGCUGUCAGUGCACGCGCCGAGAAGCCCGUUGUCACUACCACCGUGGACGUUGUGGAGACAACGAUCGUUCCCGAGAAACCGAUUGAGGUCGAAACUCCCCCUGUCGACGCCGAUACGACCGCCGACGCUGUCAAAGAGGCCCCGAAGGCCAACGUGAUGCCGGAUGGCACCAAGAAAGGUUGGGCGAGCUUGUUCGCAAAGCCUGCGCCGCCUCCGCAGAAGAAACCCGCAGUUACACCUACGCCUGCGCCUGUCCCAGCUCCCGCCCCCGCUGAACAACAACAGCCAGCCGCUGAGCCAGCAGCGGAGCAGAAAGCAGCUGAAUCUGCCCCUGCUCCUGCGCCCGCACCCGCACCUGCUCCAGCUCCCGCUGCUGCUACCGCCCCCGCUCCUGUCCCAAUCCCUGUUCCUGUUCCUAUUCCUGUCGAGAAAGGACCUGAACCUGUCCUUCCUAAGCAGCCUGCUGAAGCUCUCCCUGUUACUCCUUCCACUGCGCACAUCGCUCCUCCCAAGGAUGGUCUGACCAAGACAAACCUUGAACAACUCCCCGAUGUUUCACCUCCCGCUCCCACAGCCACUGCGGCUAGCACAGUCGGCAGCACCCUUGAUGCCAACAGCAUCGCAGCUGUCUCUACUCCCGCUCGUCAAGUUGCUCAAGCUGCCUUCCCUUCGAGCGUAUUCAAGUCCGGCGCUCGGGCCCCCGGAUCGCAGCGUCGUGUCAUGGAACAGCAAGAAGCUGUGGUCAUGCCUGGAAACCACGCCGUUGAUCGUGCGGCUGUGCAGUUUGGCAGCAUGGGACUGAACGGCGAUGUUGCCGAUGUCGAUAUUGACGAGAACAGAGAAAACGCUGAAACCCGUGCUCAGCCCCCUCAACACUCUCCCGUCGCUCCUCGUGCCUCUCUACCUCCUUCCACUCAGGCCCAGCCGUCCACCGAGACUCCUACCGUUUCCCGUCCGGCUCCCGGACUUCCUCCUGUCCCACAAGUCUCCGCUGCCGAUUCCUCUUUCACAGAUUUUGCCCGCUACACCGAGGCCCAGAAGCCUUACGAUCCGUUUUCUCAGCAGGUCACCCAGCCUCAACCGCAAGUGCAGGAGCCAUUCGCAAACCAGGCCCCCGUCCAGCCCACUGUCACAUCCGGCAGCGAAUACUCUCCUUUCUACGCUGUUGACCAGCGCCUCCCUUACAACUACUAUGGCACUUAUGGCCAGUCCCAGGAUGCCUCUGUGGCUCAAAGGGCGGCGGCUGGUUUCGGUGUCUCCGGCGCUGAGGUGCAGCCCCAAGCUCCCACCACUCAGCCUCCCAGCCGCUAUGGCCAUGUCGAUGCUCCUAGCAGCGGUCACAACACCCCGAACCCAACUCUCCCCGCCGCUACUCAAACUCCAACUGCGCAGCACAUGCCUGGUCAAGCUGCCGCUCAUGCGUACGGUUACGGAUACCCUUACUACUCCAACCCUCACUAUGCUUCGUACAUGAGCCAGAUGACUCAGCAACAGUACGGAAGAAACCGACCCAUGUACGACGAUGCUCGCCGCUAUGAUGACCAACACUACAUGCCGCACAACACUCAGUAUGGAUAUGGCAAUCAGUAUGGCCCAUAUGGCAAGGCUGGUAUGUAUGGCCAGCCGCACGGUUUCUCCUACGACCACUCCUCCUCGCCUGCUACCGCGGGUAGCUUCAACCAAUCUGCUCCCGGCCGUGACUCUGUCUAUGGCCGCACUGGAUCCACGCAGCCUUCUGAGACCCAGCAGACCGCCGCUGGCACCAACGCCUUUGGCGCGGGCAUGUCGGAUGUUUUUGGCCGCACACAGGCUGGUUUCGGCCAAAACCAACCCAUCUCCCAGCAGCCUCCGGUGAGCUCGGAGGAGACGAAGAGCUUCGAGACACCUAAGGCGGCCGGGCCCAGUCCCUCCCUUGCGCAGGCCAACCGCCCUGGCUCUGCCACUAACAGUGUGCCCGGACAGCCUCAAGCGCAGACUGGCCUUCCCCCUCUUCAAGGCCAGCAGGGACAGCAGGGAUUCGGUGGAUACCCUCAUCUGAACCCCCAGUACGGCAGUGGACUGGGUGGACUUGGCGGACACCAAGCUGGUGCCACAGGCCAGACACACCACCAGGCUACCGGUUACGGUAACUACGGAGGCGCCGGUUUCGCUAACUAUUACGGAAAUACUGGACGCGGUGGCUGGGGAGGCAAUUACGGCCAUUAA